Molecule: messenger RNA, 1400 nt
Organism: Larimichthys crocea (large yellow croaker)
Lineage: Eukaryota; Metazoa; Chordata; Actinopteri; Sciaenidae
Product: SIN3-HDAC complex-associated factor
Exons: 6
Coding region: 275-1006 (243 amino acids)
Biological process (GO): negative regulation of cell migration
Cellular component (GO): Sin3-type complex
Source: RefSeq, a predicted model, not a curated record
GCUAGCCACUGCAAGACCGGAAACUGUCGACAUAACCUUUAAAAUAAGAGCACUGUCGUCACUGUGCUCACGGCGCUUGCUUUAUUUUGAAACUGCCAAGCGGAAGUGGCUUUUGUUAUUCUCCCGUAUUGGCGCUUCGGCGGGGAGAGUUAUAGCUGAUGGUCUGCAGCGGCAUUGUUAACGUUAAAUGAGAGACACUUGUUAAAAUAAAAAGAGCUCUGCUUACCGCGUGUGACACAGGUGUGAGUGGCUCCGUGUUUCACUUUGGAACAAGAUGUUUGGCUUCCACAGGCCGAAGAUGUACCGCAGCAGGGACGGCUGCUGCAUCUGCAGGGCCAAGUCCUCCAGCUCCCGCUUCACUGACAGCAAACGCUACGAGACCAACUUCAAGAGCUGCUUCGGGUUGGGUGAGGUGCGUUGUGGGGACAUCUGUAACGCCUGUGUCCUCCUGGUCAAGAGAUGGAAGAAACUUCCAGCUGGAUCCAAGAAGAACUGGAACCAUGUAGUCGAUGCAAAAGCUGGCUCGAGCAUGAAGGCCACACUGAUGACAAAGAAAAUAAAGAAGAAGCUGAGGCCGAGCCAGAUUAGUCGGGUACAGAGCGAGCUGAAGAGAAACAACUCUGACGCUCACAGCACCACCUCCAGUGUCUCGCCCGCUCAGUCACCCAGCUACAGCAACCAGUCAGACGACGGCUCCGACACAGAGCUCUCACCGGGCCCUGCCCCUCAUCAGGCCUUCUCCUUCCUGGACCUGACCUACUGGAAAAGACAGAAGGUAUGCUGUGGGAUUGUGUACAAAGGACGCUACGGAGAGGUCAUCAUCCAUCCCCACCUGUACAAGCCCUGCUGUCAGAGGAAGCCAAACCUGCACCAGCCGCAGGGUGAUGGUGGAGAGAUGGAAGAGCAGGCAACAGGAAAGGACGCUGUGAGCGAGUCCCCACCCCCCAUGCCUGAACAAGGGGAGGUGGUGGAGGAGAAAGAGCAGCUGGAUGAAGGAUCGCGGUGAUGGCAGCAGUUCAGUCUCCCUCCAUGGACAGACGAGCCGAUGUAUGACACCAAACACAGUAACACAAACAGUCCAAACCAAACCUCACAGAAGUUUUUGCUGCUGCUGCAACUCUUCCAGACUGACCAGAUCCUCAGACUCUGUUUUCAGUGUCUUGGCUUGCUCUGAGAGUCAGUCUUUUUGUAAAUACUUUCUUUAGCUCUCGAUCUGAAAUGCUGGAUCAAGAUCGAGUGCUGCCUAGAAACCUGGAGACCUCUGGAAUUCACCUUACUCUAAAGAUUGGAGCCAUAACUUGUCUUAACAUCUUCGCCUUUCCUUCUCACCACUCAACAAGAUGCUCUCUAUUUAUUCUUUCUUCUUCAUUCUGUCGGAUAGGAUUUUUUUUUUUUUUUUU